AUGCUUAAGAAAUUCUACUCAUCCUCUGCCGACUACAGCGCACCACGUCUUUCAGGUGACGACGUGGAAGACGUGUGGUUCGCUUGUUUUACCUGCGGCAAGAGGUACAGACACAGGGCAUCGCUGACGCGGCACAGUCGUUACGAGUGCAACAAGAUGCCCCAGUUCGUGUGCCCCGUGUGCGGCAGGAGGCUCACGCAGAAAACCACACUCAAAACACACCUGCAGAACAUCCACGGUCUAAAGCAAUACGUGUGCCGGCGCUGCUGUAAAGCGUACAAGAACCAAACCACACUGAGCAGGCACGUGCACCACGAGUGCGGCGUGUCGCCCAAGUACCGGUGCUCGGUCUGUGGUAAGAAGUUCCAGAGGCGGGACAGCCUGAAACACCACAUCGACAGGCUCCACCUAGACCGUCUACCGAAAUAA
Molecule: messenger RNA, 429 nt
Organism: Cylas formicarius (sweet potato weevil)
Lineage: Eukaryota; Metazoa; Arthropoda; Insecta; Coleoptera; Brentidae
Product: zinc finger protein 626-like
Exons: 3
Coding region: 1-429 (142 amino acids)
Biological process (GO): regulation of transcription by RNA polymerase II
Cellular component (GO): nucleus
Molecular function (GO): RNA polymerase II transcription regulatory region sequence-specific DNA binding; DNA-binding transcription factor activity, RNA polymerase II-specific
Source: RefSeq, a predicted model, not a curated record